Molecule: messenger RNA, 3686 nt
Organism: Neodiprion virginianus
Lineage: Eukaryota; Metazoa; Arthropoda; Insecta; Hymenoptera; Diprionidae
Exons: 9
Coding region: 202-3216 (1004 amino acids)
Source: RefSeq, a predicted model, not a curated record
CAGCUUUUUCCCCCGCAUUAAAAUUUUUCCAAAUAAAGAUCGUAGUUGUACGAAUAGUUUACACGGUUGGUACAUGUUUGUAUAUUUGUAUUUAUACGAUGAUCGAGAUUCGUGGUGCUAAGGGUUGAGAAGGAGCUACUUCAAGUGUACAUAAAUAAGGGAGAAAAGCUUCGAUACAAAUUAUACGAAUGGUGAUUGGAAAUGGCAGAGCAGGAAAAAUCGUUCAAGGCUUUGCAGGAUGACGAGCGGCUGAAAAAGUUACAGCGUCGUUUAAAACUUAACCAAAUCAAAGGACUCAACAGCUCGCUGCGACUAUUAUCGUCUCCUCAAUCGUCGAUGUCAGUAAUAUCGAGCAUUCAAGGAGACAGCGCUUUGUCCGACGUUAGCUACUGCAGUCCGUCGCACAACUCGUCGAGAACGGGAAGCGUCAUAACUUCGAGUAUUAACUUCAGAAAAGUUCCGUCAAAGAAUCUAAACACACAAGGACCGGUCGAUCCCGGUACCUCGUCGGUAAUUGAACAGAGUCUGGAUAGUCAAAAGAUGAAUAACGACAGAGCCAUGAUGCCACCUCCAUCCCUGGCUGUUGAUGUUCGUAAAAAACAAUCUUUGGAAGUCGCAAAGCAGAAUAAAUACCAUCACAAUUCGAACGAGGCUCUCAAUCGCGCUACGGGUACAUCGCCGGUACCCAACUACGACGGUAAAGCUUCGUGCGGUCCCCGUAACUCUGACAACUCUAUUCGACGCGACACGCCUUUUACCGAACAUGACACGACGGUAAAUGGUGGAUCUCCGAAAGAGGGAACUAGAAGUAACGAAACUUCCAAACGAAAUGGUAGAGUGUUCACGAAUUGGAUCGUCAGAUUGAACGAUCACGGGCAAAUAUGCAUCAAAGGAAAAAUGGAAAGCGGAGAACACGUGCGGAGCAAAGCUGUGAAAAAGAGACUGAAUGCAACGACAGUGCUCUCUGUAAUGCAUCACAAGUAUCAUCUGUUGGGAAACAUACACGAUUUAAAGGAGGAACUCCCGGAGUACAUUCGUGGUAAAUUUUUCAACGGUUUUCCCACGGACUGGGAGAAUGUCCGACAAAUAUGGCAGAGCUAUGUCGCGUCAGACUGCAGCCAACGAUUUAGAUGGCCAAGACCGAUAGCUGAUAGUGACGAUGAUCUACUAAGCGAUAUCACAGAUUUACCAGUCUUAAAUUCAACAAAGACUGAAACAAUACUUAAAGCUUCCUCAUCGACCGUCCCAUCUAACGAGCUUGCCACAAAAAAAACAACGAACAGACCACGGAUAGAAACUGCUCCAGAAUCUGGAAUAAGUGAAAUAGAUGUGGAUAUCGGAUUCGUUCGGUCAGCGGCAAUUGAGAGUUCUAGUGUUCGAGCUAAAAUGACAGAGGCAUUGCAAACCAGUGGUAAAAAUUGCGUGGACCAAACAAGCCAAACUCUGGUCGACCUUUUGAAAAGUAAUAAUCAACCGACAAGUACAAAUAUAUUGUCCAAAGAGGAACCUGUCUUACAAAAAUCUGCCAACAUGAUUCCAAAAUGGAAAAUUGAUGUCAUAGUCGAUAAUCUGAUGAAUAAAAAUUGUUCCAUUGAAUAUAUUCAAAAAGUUAUCGAAGCUAUCAAUUGCAUCAAUGAGUUGUUUACAAUGUCAUGCACAGACAAUAACCAAACUACAUCCGAUAAAGGUAUUUCUGUAAAUGAGAGCAACGUAGAAAAGGUAAACGUCUCGAGAGAUAGAAGCAAUUCCAAUUUUCAAAAUACAAAACAAACAGCGGCGACGAUAUCCCGUUGCAGUUCCUUGUCUUUGGCUAGCUCCAGCGAAUCUGAACCAGAGUUACCACCAAAAAACAACACAUUUAUGUGCCAGGAAUUGGCCAGGUUGAGAAAUAAUAAAAGUACCAAUUGCAAAUCACCGGAAUCACUGAAAAGCCAAAUUUCUUCAAUUACGCAAAAAAGCGUCUCGCGUAACAACCUAAGCGAUUCUACUCUGACCAAGGCACCGACUCCGAAACAUGAUGGUAAUCACCAGAAACGCAAAGAUAAUUGGGCAGCGCCAUGUCUGGGGACACCGACGAUGUCUAGAAUUGAAAGUCCAGGGAAAUCAAGUAAAAAAAGUCGUUACAAUGAGAAAUUAAUCUUUGACACUACGGAUUCUGAUACGGAUUUGGCGGGUCAAAAUAAUGAAAGAACUGGUUUGGUUAAUAAUUCAUAUCCAGGUAACAAAGCUUUUAGAAGAGUCUUAGGACCAAAACGUUCGGCUGUACCGAAUGAAAAAAUAGUCAAUAAAAGUAAAGGUAUAUCUGGUGAGGUUGAUUCCGAUAUUUCGAUUAUUGAUUCUUGUAUUGGGCCUUGUCAAAAGACUACUGCAGUUAAUAUAGAUAGAACACACGACUCGAGCAAACACGAUCAUCGUAAAGAAACGCCUAUUGAAAAUUUCGAACUCGUGAACAAUGAACGCAAUGAUCACGUUCAAUCCGGUAAUGGAUUACCCAAAGGUCCUGAAAAGUCACUCGAUACGAGCGAUCCAAAUGUGACACCCCAACAAAUCGGUGACUCUUGCACUGUUCGGUUAACUAAAAUAAACCUGGAUCAGCAUAACGCUAGUGCAAAUAACAAUGGAACACCCUCUAGAUCGGAGAGAAUAGCAUCCUUACGCAAGCGUCGUAAAGUGGACAGCGGUCGUGGGAACGAUGAACUGCCUGAAAGUGAUUCGGAGAAUUUUAGCUUGCGAAUGAGUUCUCGGGGCCGUCGUAUACUACCACGCCUAGAUUAUUGGAACGGUGAAAGAGUUUUCCUAAGAGAUCAGAAAUUAGUCUACAGUCCAGGUAUGCCUGACACAACCUUGUCAUCGGCAAAUUCUAAUAUUUCGAAAAAGUUAUUGAUCUCACCUAACAAAACAACGCUCUCUGAACCAACGUUAUCACAAGCCACUGCUAAGAACUUGAACAGAACACCGAAAGUCUCAAAAGACUGGUCACAAUUUGAGAAUGAACAUAGAAACAGAAAUGCUUCAAGCAAUACAGGAAUUCUAUCGGAAAUAACAGAGAACCAGCGGCCAACCAGUCACCACUCAUGGACACAUGAUAGGAGGAGCAACAGAAGAUUACACGAUAAGUCACUAUCAAAUGAAAAGCAAACCAGGAGAACAACACAACGUCAUGGACCGUCAAGCAGCGAGGAGGAGGCAACGCCUGUGGUACGUACAACAAGUUGAAGAUAGCCGGACAAUUUGGCAGGUCACCAGAAGGAAGAGACGAAGAAUGUACUGAAAAACAAUAUUGAUUCUAGAAACAGAUUCGAUGUUGAAUCCAUUUUAAGAGGAGCAUAAAAUAUUCGUGUUAGUUGGUAUCCUAACAAAUCGCGGUAUGUUUUACCAAUUAAGUUAAGCUAAGAAACGAUUGUCGAGUAGAAAUUAAGACUCCUUUCAUAAUCGGCGAUUUGAAUAUCUUAUAACGUUUGUCCACAGCAAUUAGUAUCGUGUGGUUUAUUCAACUAUGUGCUUAGGAUAUUAAGAUACAAACUUUUAUCUUUUUAAUUCACAAAGCUAACAUUUAAGCGAUUCAUUCGUGGAAACAAUUUAUAUUUACGAUCACCGGUGGCUGCUAGUCAAACAAAAACCAUGUAAACCACAGGAAUCGAAGUCAAUAAAUGAGCAGGGUUUUUUUUGCCGUUCUGUGCUUUUAA